GCUAAUCCAGGACCUGUGCUCAUAAAGCCUCUGGAUUCUGCAGAAAAAUUUCAAUGGAUAAAUCCUUACGGACCUUUACCUAUUCCUGAAACAUAUGAACUUUACGGUCGGGUCAAUAAACAUUAUGAGGAAGUGAUAGACCUAGAUAGGGAGGAAAGACCGAGAUACGUCAGUAAUAAUGAUUUAUGGAGGAGAGGUUCUAUUGAAAAGCAUAGAACUUUGAAUGGUUCGCAAAAUCCAUACCCGCAUGAAGUUCGCAUAAUAAACAAAAAAUAUAAGCCAUAUCGACAUAAUAAAAAAUUUGAAGACAUGGAAAAUAACGGAGGAUUUAAUGAAAGUUCAAAAUGGACGAAUUCAUAUAGCCUUCAACCUCAGCAUAAUCCACUAAAUUCUGAUAACUACAGCCUUCAACAUACUGCUCGUGGUUACCCGCCUCCGCAUCAUUCAGAAUCGUAUGACACAAAUCAUGCAAAUUCGCAAUAUCAUGAGCUUUAUUCUUAUGGUCAUUCUCCUCAGCAUGAUCGAAGGAAUAGUGAUGACAGUCCUUGUAAUCUACCUUCAACACUUCAACAACCGCAAUUACCCGAAUAUCGUUCUUCCGAGCCUCCAAUUAAGAUCGAGCCUCCAAUUAAGAUCGAGAGCCUUGAAGAAAAUCUUACAUCUUCCAAUAAUUCUCCGUCCAAAAAGUUUUCAUUGCCAGCAACUAAUGACAUUGAACAAAACAAUCAAUCUUCUGAAAAUCAACUCAUCCCAAUAUCCAAAGAAGAUGAAGAAAUUGUGGAGGCAACAAUGGAGCAAGAGGAACGGAGAGCUACAAUGGAACAGGAUAAUAUAACAGAACAAGGGGCUAUAAUAGAACAAGAAGUUGCUGCGGAACGCGAAGCUUCCUUAGAAGUUGAAUCUGAUAAAGCUUGCAUGGAGUUUGGUUUUAAGAAGUAUAAAGAAUUAUUAUCAGGGAAAUUGCGACAUCCAGUAUUUAUCAAGAAAGAAGAUGCACCAAACCUUUCUGAACUUCAAAGG
Acaulospora colombiana is the source of this 1020-nucleotide messenger RNA. Lineage: Eukaryota; Fungi; Glomeromycota; Glomeromycetes; Diversisporales; Acaulosporaceae. The record is from the annotation of a GenBank genome assembly.